This is a messenger RNA of Parastagonospora nodorum SN15, 1348 nucleotides long. RefSeq lists its product as hypothetical. The transcript has 2 exons. The record is from RefSeq and is a predicted model, not a curated record. Gene Ontology annotation, molecular function: dipeptide transmembrane transporter activity. Gene Ontology annotation, cellular component: membrane. Gene Ontology annotation, biological process: transmembrane transport; oligopeptide transport. NCBI's taxonomy places the organism in Eukaryota, Fungi, Ascomycota, Dothideomycetes, Pleosporales, Phaeosphaeriaceae. Bases 55 to 1209 code for a protein of 384 amino acids.
UGCGUGUCCGAGGUUGUCAAGGGCGAGCGUAUUAUCGUCGACCCGGCUGUCACCAUGACCCGUAUCUACAACUACUUCUACCUCUUCAUCAACAUUGGCGCCCUUGUCGGUCAGAUUUCCAUGGUCUACGCCGAACGCUACGUUGGUUUCUGGCUCGCCUACCUGAUCCCAACUGUCAUGUUCCUCGUCGCCCUACCCGUCCUUGUCUACUGCAAGAAGUUCUACAUUCUCGCACCCCCAAGCGGAAACGUCAUUGGGCCUGCUUUCAAGCUCCUGUUCAAGGCUCUUGGCCGUGGCUUCAGCAUCAACCCUCUCAAGACAUGGCGCAGCUGGAACGAUGGUCAGAUGUGGCAGGCCGUCAAGCCCUCCACUCUCGGUGCCAGCGCGCCCAAGUGGUACAACUUCGACGAUGCGUGGGUUGAUGAGGUCCGCCGUGGUUUCGCUGCCUGCUCCGUCUUCUUCUGGGUUCCCAUCUUCUGGCUUGCUUACCGUCAAAUGGACUCUAACCUGACCAACAUGUGCGCGACCAUGAAGCUCGGCGGUGUGCCCAACGACAUUCUCUCCAACUUGGACCCCAUUGCCAUCAUCAUCAUUGUGCCCAUCAUGGACACGCUCGUCUACCCCUUCCUGCGCCGCAAGAACAUCCGCUUCACUCCUAUCAAGAAGAUCGCCGCUGGUUUCUUCAUCGGAUCCUUCUCCAUGGUGUGGGCCUCCGUCCUCCAGUACUACGUAUACAAGUCAUCUGGCUUCUACGAGACUGGAGACCCAGACUACAAGUCUCCCAUUUCCGUCUGGGCUGUCACUGGUGUCUACGUCCUCAUCGCUAUCUCUGAGAUCUUCGCGUCCGUCACCACCCUUGAGUAUGCUUUCACCAAGGCGCCCAAGAACAUGCGUUCGCUCGUCCAGUCCGUCCAGUUGUUCACCACCGCUUUCUCCGCCGCCCUGGCUCAGGCUUUCACUCCCUUGACUGCCGAUCCCCAUCUCGUCUGGAACUACGGUGCCGUCGCAAUCAUCUCCUUCUGCACUGGUAUCCUCUUCUGGUUCACCUACCGCGGUAUGGACAGGCAGGAAGACCAGCUGAACAUGCUUCCCACUGGUCACCUUGGCAACUCCCGCCAGGCUGAGGAUGUUGAGAGGCGUACUAGCUUGGCUGCUGAGCGCCGCGCAAGCGCAGUGCCGGUUGACGAGAAGCGCGCUGAGCUUCACUAGAUUAUCUGAUACUUUUUCCAGAUGUGAAAUCAGCUAUUCGCUGCAAAUUCUGUAUACGGAGCUAUGAUACCAUAUGAAGGCCUUUAUCUGGCCUGGGGAUGCGUCCCGAGAUAGUAGUAAUCAAUACUCAAACUUCACA